Hylaeus volcanicus is the source of this 3265-nucleotide messenger RNA. RefSeq names its product alpha-aminoadipic semialdehyde synthase, mitochondrial (gene LKRSDH). The transcript is spliced from 10 exons. The record is from RefSeq and is a predicted model, not a curated record. Gene Ontology annotation, cellular component: cytoplasm. The coding region runs from base 113 to 2941 and encodes 942 amino acids. Lineage: Eukaryota; Metazoa; Arthropoda; Insecta; Hymenoptera; Colletidae. Gene Ontology annotation, molecular function: saccharopine dehydrogenase activity.
ACAGCAACUUUCAUCCAAUAUACAAGUAAACGUGUCGCGUAGGCGUCCAUGAACGGUUCACGGUGAUUUACUUGUUGCAAAUUUAUAUAAACUAGUGAAUACAGAUCAUACUAUGUGGGUUUUCCGAUUACUCAAAUGUGAAUUUAAUACACCCCCUUUAUCAACGAUACGCACUGUUCCGUCCACGAUUCGUUUCAUAAGUACGUUGAAGGGGAAGAUAAUCGCCAUCAGGAGGGAGGAUCAAUCGGUAUGGGAAAGAAGGGCACCCCUGGCGCCAGCGAACGUUCGUCGACUGAUUAGAGCAGGUGUGAAGGUCCUCAUACAGCCCAGCAACAGAAGAGCCUAUCCUGCCCAAUCCUACCAAGCUGCUGGUGCACUGUUGCAAGAAGACAUCAGUUCCGCCUCGGUCAUCUUCGGAGUGAAGCAGGUUCCUGUGGAUCAACUGUUAUCCAACAAAACCUACUGCUUCUUUUCUCACACAAUCAAGGCCCAGGAGAGCAAUAUGCCACUUCUAGAUGCCAUUCUCGAGAAGAAUAUACGUUUGUUGGACUACGAAAAAUUAACCGAUCUUAACGGACAGAGGGUUGUCGCUUUUGGAAAGUAUGCUGGCGUUGCUGGCAUGGUGAACAUAUUGCAUGGGCUGGGCUUGAGGUUGUUGGCUUUGGGACAUCACACUCCGUUCAUGCACAUUGGGCCAGCGCACAAUUACAGGGACUCGGCCAUGGCACGACAAGCCAUAAGAGACGCGGGCUACGAGAUAGCCUUGGGUGCCAUGCCUAAAUCCAUCGGACCCUUGACUUUUGUCUUCACUGGCAGUGGGAACGUCAGUCAAGGGGGCCAAGAACUCUUCCAGGAACUCCCCCAUGAAUACGUACCUCCAGAAAUGCUGAAGAAAGUGGCUGAGCACGGUGACACAACAAAGAUAUACGGUUGCGAGGUAAGAAGAAGGCACCACUUGGAGAGGAAAGAAGAAGGGGGUGGGUUCGAUCCAGAAGAGUACGACAAGCAUCCUGAGAAAUAUAUUUCCACUUUUAGCAAAAAGAUUGCACCGUAUGCAUCCGUGAUAAUAAAUGGUAUAUACUGGGCGGUCGACUCGCCGAAAUUGUUAACUCUACCCGAUGCGAAGUACCUGCUGAGGCCCGCUCAUACUCCAUGGUUACCAAUUAGUGUCGGAGCACCUGCUUUACCCCACAGGAUGUUGGCCAUUUGCGACAUUUCCGCGGAUCCUGGGGGCAGUAUCGAAUUCAUGAACGAGUGCACAACGAUCGACACUCCAUUUUGUUUGUACGAUGCCGAUCGUAACAAGGACACAAAGUCGUUCAAAGGGCCUGGUGUGCUAGUGUGUUCCAUCGACAACAUGCCGACUCAACUUCCAAAGGAAUCGACCGACUUUUUCGGGAAUCUCCUGUACCCCUAUGUGCUCGACAUUAUCCAGUCGGACGCGAAGACGCCCUUGGAGGAGCAUCAUUUUAGCCCAGCUGUGCACAGUGCCAUCAUUGCAUCGAAUGGACGAUUGACUGCUAACUUUGAAUACAUUCAGGAGUUGAGGCUUCUGAACAAGCGCAGCAAACACAAGGCAGACAACGUGGAAGCGCAGAAUAAAACAGUGGUUGUCUUGGGCGCAGGGUACGUGUCCGCCCCAUUGGUGGAAUAUUUACACAGAGCCAGCAACAUACGGUUGAUCGUUGCGUCGCAAUUGAAAGAAGAAGCUGACAUGCUAGCAUCAAAAUUUCCUGGAGUGGAAGCAAUUUUUUUGAACGUGCUGGAACGACCUGACACUCUAAAGGACACGAUCGAUUCGGCUGACGUAGCGGUCUCGUUGCUGCCUUACAAUCUGCAUCACGUUGUGGCGAAGGCUUGCAUCAGCACCAAGACUCAUCUGGUAACUGCCAGCUAUUUGAACGAGGACGUCAAGGCCUUGCACGACGAGGCUGUAGCAGCAGAGGUGACCAUACUGAACGAGAUUGGAUUGGAUCCUGGAAUCGAUCAUUUAUUGGCCCUCGAGUGUUUCGACAGUGUGAAACAAGCUGGAGGUAAAAUAGAGUCGUUUGUUUCCUGGUGUGGUGGCUUGCCUUCCCCAGAGUGUUCUUCCAAUCCUUUACGAUACAAAUUCAGUUGGUCCCCUCGUGGAGUGUUGCUGAAUACCUUGGCAUCUGCGAGAUACUACGACGAGCAACAGGUAGUCGAUGUUCCUGCAGGCGGAAACCUAAUGACGCAAGUCCAGGACUUGGACUUCCUCCCUGGGUUCGCUCUGGAGGGCUAUCCGAAUCGAGACAGUACAAUUUACAAGGAUUUUUAUGGAAUUAACUCUGCCAACACAGUAUUACGUGGUACACUGAGAUUCAAGGGGUUCUGCAACACCAUAAGAUCGAUGCAGUAUCUGGGACUGAUCGAUCCCAAUCCUCACCCUAGCUUGCAUCCAAAUGGGCCCGAUAUCACAUGGAGGAUGCUGGUAUGCAACUUACUCGGCCUAGCAAAUGGUAACAUCUUCUACGGGAACCUGAAGAGGAAGCUGGCGGAGAUGUUGAACUCGGACGAAGCCGUGCAAGCGAUCGAGGACUUGGGCCUUCUGAAGGAGGACCUGGUGAUGAAGAUGAACACCCCCCUGGACACUCUUACUUAUUACCUCUCGAAGAAGCUCUGUUACGAGGAGAGCGAGAGAGAUCUUGUGAUUCUGAGACACGAUAUUGGCAUCCUUUGGCCUGAUAACAGGAGGGAGAAGAGGGGGAUCAAUUUGGUCCUGUAUGGAGACGUCAAAGGACAUUCUGCCAUGGCUCGUACCGUUGGCUAUCCAGCCGCCAUUGCUGUGAAAAUGAUUCUCGAUGGUGAGAUUCAACAAAGAGGAGUGGUCCUUCCCUUCACAGCAGACAUUUAUCGACCACUGCUCAAUCGCUUGAAAGCUGAGGGCAUCGAAUUUUUCGAAACGUCAAAGUGGCUGUAACUUAUUUCUACUACCAAAUUAAUUUUACGAUCUACGAAUAUACUUUGAUAAGGAACGAAUAUUUUAGCGAAUAUUUUACGUAGACUGUUGACAAAUAUAUUGUUGAUAAGUUUAGAGUCAGCGAUCAACUUAUUUAUGUUUAUUAUGAUACAGUAAUAGUACAAUUAUACUAUAGUAUAAUUUCAGUAUACAUUAUACAUAUAGUGGUAGUGCUAAGAAAUAUCGUUACCGAAUUUAUAGAAUAUGAAUUUGUAAAAAUCGCCAUGGUGUUCAUCCCUUCUCGAAUUAGAAUGAAUUUAAUUAAAUUAUCAGAUACAAUCAAUA